Messenger RNA from Camelina sativa (false flax), 897 nucleotides. RefSeq names its product protein LAZY 2-like. Lineage: Eukaryota; Viridiplantae; Streptophyta; Magnoliopsida; Brassicales; Brassicaceae. Gene Ontology annotation, biological process: gravitropism; regulation of growth. The record is from RefSeq and is a predicted model, not a curated record.
AUGAAGUUCUUCGGGUGGAUGCAAACCAAGCUUAAUGUGGAUCAUAACAGACCAAGCACUUCCUCUGCUUCUUCUCAUCAUGUGAAGCAAGAGCCAAGAGAGGAGUUUAACGACUGGCCUAACGCGCUGCUAGCUAUUGGAACAUUCGGUACAACAAGCAACAGAAUGAGCGAAAACGAGGGGAAGAGCGUUGUUCAUGAAGAGGUUGAAACGGAAAAGAAGUGUACCACACAAGCCGAGCAAGAAGAAGAGCCUUCUUCUUCUGACGAUCUUGAAGAUUUCACUCCCGAGGAGGUCGGAAAGCUCCAGAAAGAGUUGAUGAAGCUCUUGUCAAGAACAAAGAAAAGGAAGUCUGAUGUGAAUAGAGAACUCAUGAAAAAUCUUCCUUUGGAUAGAUUCUUGAACUGUCCAUCGAGUUUAGAAGUCGAUAGGCGAAUCAGCAAUGCGCUUAGCGCUGUUGUGGAUUUGUCAGAGGAGAAGGGGGAAGAUAUGGAGCGAACGAUUAACGUUAUUCUAGGUAGAUGCAAAGAGAUAUCAAUAGAGAGUAAGAAGAAUAAUAAGAAGAGAGACAUAAGCAAGACCUCUGCCUCCUAUCUUUUCAAGAAGAUCUUUGUCUGCGCAGAUGGGUUUUCUACAGCCCCAAAACCUAGCUUGAGAGACACGCUUCAAGAAUCAAGAAUGGAGAAGUUAUUGAAGAUGAUGAUACAUAAGAAGAUUAAUGCUCAAGCCUCCUCGAAACCAACAUCAUCGACGACAAAGAGAUGCUUACGAGACAAGAAACAGCUCUCACUAAAGAGUGAAGAAGAAGAAGAAGAAGAAACCAACGAAAGAAGAAGUAGUAGCGACGGAUAUAAAUGGGUCAAAACAGACUCUGACUGUGAGUUUUCAUCAGAUCCU